CGCGCAUGCGCCCAGUGGACAAAAGGCGCUGGAGGAUCUGCAGCAGGUUAGAAACGGCAAAGAUUUUAUGUACAGGAAUCUCAAAACACAACAACGCAUCAGUGUUGCUGUCUCUGCCCAGAUAUUUAAGGAGUGACCAGAUAUUUCCCUUGUAACACCAAUAUACCUGUUGUUGAUCCUUGGAGAUGAAGAAGUGUCUCGUCCCAGCUGGAAAUGUACUUUGUGUCUGAAAUGAAGUUUUCUGUUGCAACUCAGUAAAAUCCACUGGAACCGGGUGUUGAGAACACAUCAGCAUUUGUUCAACUGCAUUGAUUGUGCGAGGGAUUCACUAUGUCUGACAUCUGACUUGAGACAUUGACAGCAGAGAGAUAUCAUUCACCUGCUCUCAGUGUAGGAAGCCAUUCACUCACUCAGCUGACCUGCAGACAUACCAGUGAGUUCACCUUGGGGAGAGGUCAUUCACCUGCUCUGUGUGUGGGAGGGGAACUACUCAGUCAUCCAGCCUGAAGAUACAUUAGCAAGUUCACACCACAGUGAGAGGGUUCACCUGUUCUGACUGUGGGAAGUGAUUCAUACUGUCAUCCAAGUUGACGAUAUAUCCAGGAAUUAGCAACAGUGACAGGCUGUUCACCUGCUCCAUGUCUGGGAAGAGAUUCACUCAUUUAGCCGUCCCAUAGACACACCAGUGAAUGCAUAAAGGAGGGGGACCAUUCAUUUGUUGCAUAUGUGGGAGCGAAUUCACACAAGGGAGAGUCUGUUCACCUGCUCAGACCAUCCAAAGUGAUUAACUCACUCAUCCCAUCAGUUCACAGUGGGGAGAUGUCAUUCAUCUGCUCAGACUGUGGGAGGGGAUUUACUCAGUUACAUCAACUGAAGGUACAUCAGCGAGUUCACACUGGGGAGAGGCCAUUCACCUGCCCAGACUGUGGGAAAGUAUUCACUCAGUUAUCUGAAUUGAGCAUACAUCAGCGAGUUCACACUGGCGAGAGACCAUUCAUCUGCUCAGACUGUGGGAAGGAAUUCUCUCAGUCAUAUCAAUUGAAUGUACAUCAGCGCAUUCACACUGGGGAGAGGCCGUUCACCUGCUCAGAUUGUGGGAAAGGAUUUACUCUGUCCUCUCAACUAAUGGUCCAUCAGCGAGUUCACACUGGGGAAAGGCCGUUCACCUGUUCUGUGUGUGGGAAGGGAUUUGCUCAGUCGUCCAGUCUGCAGACACACCAGUCUGUUCACACGGGGGAGAAGCCAUUCAAAUGCUCAGACUGUGAGAAAAUAUUCACUCGGUCAUCUGACCUAUUGGCACACCAGUCAGUUCACACUGGGGAAAUGCCAUUCAUCUGCUCAGACUGUGGGAAGGGAUUCACUCAGUCAUCCCAACUACAGAGACACCAGCGAGUUCACACCGGAGAGAGGCCGUUCACGUGUUCUAUGUGUGGGAAGGGAUUCACUCAGUCAUCCAACCUACGGAGACACCAGUCAGUUCACACUGGGGAGAGACCGUUCACCUGUUCAGACUGUGGGAAAGGAUUUCCACGCUCAUUUCAACUGAAGGUACACCAGCGCAUUCACACUGGGGAGAGGCCAUUCACCUGCUCGGACUGUGGGAAGGGAUUCACUCAGUCAUCUGAACUGAAGGUACAUCAGCGAGUUCACACGGGAGAGAGGCCAUUCAUCUGCUCAGACUGUGGGAAGGGAUUCACUCACUCAUCCAACCUACAGACACACCAGCGAGUUCACACUGGGGAGAGGCCAUUCACCUGCUUCGAUUGUGGGAAGGGAUUCUCUCGGUCAUUUCAACUACUGGCACACCAGCGAGUUCACACUGGGGAGAAGCCAUUCACCUGCUUCGAUUGUGGGAAGGGAUUCUCUCAGUCAUCUCAACUGAAGGUACAUCAGCGAGUUCACACAGGAGAGAGGCCGUUCAUCUGCUCAGACUGUGGGAAGGGAUUCAUUGUCUCAUCUCAACUGAUGGUACAUCAACGUGUUCACACUGGGGAGAGGCCUUUCACCUGCUCAGACUGUGGGAAGGGAUUCACUACCUCAUCCCAACUGAAGGAACAUCAGCGAGUUCACACUGGUGAGAGACCAUUCACCUGCUCAGACUGUGGGAAGGGAUUCACUCAAUCAUCCCAUCUGCAGACACACCAGCGAGUUCACACUGGGUGAGGCCAUUCGCCUUCUCUGUCUGUGAAAAGAGAUUUCGUUAGUCAUCUCAACUGACGGUACAUUGGCGACUUCAAGCCUGUCCUGUAUGAGGAAGGAGGUUUACCGAUGAAACCACCUGCUGACAAAUCACCAAGUUCACACAGGGGAGACAGUUUAGAUAACUCUGUGUUGAACUUUUAACCAUUAUGUUUGGUGAAUCCAGUUGCAAGUUGAAAAGUGACUGUUGGUGUCAGAUUCUGCAGUUAUUGCUACUGUUUAUCACAUCUGGAACUGAACCUUGGUCACUGGGCAUGGGAGGGGUUUGUUCUGAUGACAUUAGCCUUUAAUUGGACUGGAGUUAAAUAUUGUGGAUUCAUCAGAAAUAAAUAAGUCCUAUUUUCAAUGCUGACUCUGCAUGCAAACAAUGUACAGUAGAGAGACCAUUCCUCUUGUCGGAUCUCAGUUAUUUUCGAUCCUGGGUUCUUCUACAAUUUCAGGAAUGAGCAUGAAACUUUGAUUUUCACCAUCGUAUAUUUAUUAAGUUUAAACAAAGAUUUAAAACUUUGCAUUUUAAAUUAAAUGAUGAACCGAGAAGCACAGCAGAGAUUCAAUAAAAUGAUGGCACCUUUGAAAAAUCUAUCAUCUCUAUACUCAAGAUAACCAAAUUUCCUUUGAUUACAGAAUCCAAUUAAAAGGCAACACAAUUCUAACACGUGUAUAAUGUGCGAACACAGGCAAUUAAACAGUGCAAAGUUGUAUGUAACUGCUAUACCACCUUCUGCCAGUAAGUGGAGACAAACUUCCACACACUGUGAAAAGUACGCAUCUGUUACAGGUACAUAAUUAUGAAAUAUAUAAAUUAUCUCAGUAUAAAAUCUGUGAUUAAAAUGACAAUUUUGGCCUUGCAUGAAUUCAAUUAAUAUUUUAUAAAAAGUAUUUUAAAAAACAGCUGAUUCCACCAGUCCCCCCUUUGCUUCUAUAAGGUUCUCUGUUAGAAUCACCACAUCUGAAAGUUCACAGGUGGAAAAACUGGAAGUAUCUACAUUACAGAGUAAUUAAAAGCUACUUCAAUUGUAUAAUAUCAAAGAGUUUACGUGUUCUUAAAAGCAUUUAUAGUACUGUAUUAAAUCAUGAUUGGAUAUAUUAGGAAUAUCGAUACGAGUUUUGACUAUUCUAGUAAUAAUCACUUUUAACAAACAAAAAUGUAGAUUAUGUUAAUGCGUAUUAAUAUGAAUAUUAUGACAUUUAAUAUUGAGUAACUAUGUUUCAGGGCUGGCCGCUAUUCAGGUGGAACAUUCCUUACCCUUAACUGCACGUGUUCCUGCCCCCACCCUACAUCUGCUAGGAGAAGAUCUAAUGCCACGUGAUUCUGAAGAACCAUUUUGCUCAUUGCAUCCAUUUCUCUCAUUACCUUGCCAAAAUGAUGGGCAAGUUCAAGCAGCAGUAACCCGUUGAGAAACAGACUACAUAACUUGGGUACAACAAUCAAUUAAACUGUCUGCCAUAACGUGCAGAACAGCGUCUCUGAGAUUGAGAGUGCCCGGUAGUAAAAUAGGUUGUCCUGUUACCACUUCAGAUAGACUACUGUCAUAUGGCCAAACUCCAUUGUUGUUUAACAACUCACCAUUUUCCAUCCAGUACCACUUUACCUCAUUUGAGCACUGAUCCUGCAUUUCUCGAAUAUCUUGUAUGUUCACUUGUGAUACAGAGUUUAACUUAUUUUCCAUAGUAUCAGUUCUCUAAUUUUCUUCUAUUUCCUUUAAUCCUUCACUUGCUCUUCUUGCAAUUUUGUUUGCGGAAGGUGUUUCCAUGGCUUUCCAUUGUCAUUAUCGAGUCACCCUUACAUUUCAAUACAGCAACUUUACAUUUCAAUACAGAUGGUAGUUGUAUGACCUCCAUAAUUUCUCUUACUAAUUGGCCAUUUUAGUUGCAGUUCCUACAGCUGUAAGACAUCUUUGUCUCCGGAUUUCUAAAGACAUGAACGACUCUGAAAUCAUGUUGACAAUCCACGUAGAUGUUAGCUGAUCUUCCAUCUGCUAGCUUACAGGCUUCAAUCAAAGCUUUCCGUUCUGUCCGUUGUGCAGAGGUACCAGGGACCAUGUUAGCUGAGGUCAUAACUUCAUUUUCUGUCACAACAACCAUUCACAUUCCUCCCUCAAUGGUUGAGGAAGGAGAAGUGUACAGAAUCAGCUCUGGGUUCAAUAAAGGCACUUCUUUAUGGUAGUUUGCAUCUUCUUGACAUGUUAUUGUCCUUGUACAGUCAUGAUCAUCAUAAUCUUCCUUGUCCACUGACAACAAUACAGCUGGAUUUGCUGGACUGGCUCGUUGAAUGAUGAUAUUAGGUGAAAAGACCAUUCAAUGACCAUGUAAUUCUUGACAAACAUUUCCAGUGGAAUAUGUUGCUUGGUCAGAGUCAAUGUGACAUGGCAAUCUCCAUCUCGAAAUAUAGUCCUGAAUCAGAGUUUUGUCUCUGUGUGUGGCAGUGGCUUUUCUUGCUGGGAUGGCUUCCACCCAUCCUGAAAUUUGUCCACUCAUCUAACACAUCUGAAUAUCCUUGGCACUUUGGUAAAGUAAUGUAUUCCACUUGUAGAUGGAAAAAUGAACCAAGUGGGGCAGGAACCCGGAGUCGUGGUAUCUUUUCUGUUGAUCCGGGGUUUGUUUUCUGACACGUCAUACACCUUUCAACUGUUUGUCAAGCUUGCAUCCUGAACUUUGCAUCCACCACCACUGGGAG
Molecule: messenger RNA, 4876 nt
Organism: Mobula hypostoma (lesser devil ray)
Lineage: Eukaryota; Metazoa; Chordata; Chondrichthyes; Myliobatiformes; Myliobatidae
Product: zinc finger protein 585A-like
Exons: 2
Coding region: 820-2163 (447 amino acids)
Biological process (GO): regulation of transcription by RNA polymerase II
Molecular function (GO): DNA-binding transcription factor activity; RNA polymerase II cis-regulatory region sequence-specific DNA binding
Source: RefSeq, a predicted model, not a curated record